Molecule: messenger RNA, 1857 nt
Organism: Hirsutella rhossiliensis
Lineage: Eukaryota; Fungi; Ascomycota; Sordariomycetes; Hypocreales; Ophiocordycipitaceae
Product: major facilitator superfamily domain-containing protein
Exons: 2
Coding region: 1-1857 (618 amino acids)
Biological process (GO): transmembrane transport
Molecular function (GO): transmembrane transporter activity
Source: RefSeq, a predicted model, not a curated record
AUGUCGACGCCAGCUGGAGCGCCAGGCGCUGGCCACGCUGAAAUUGGGGUCAGCAGAGUCGAGGCCUUCAACAAGGUCCUGUACCAGUCGGGCAAGUCUGGCAAGAUACUGCUCUGGCUGCUGGGCAUCUCCAUCGGCCUGACCAUGUUUGCCUAUGCGCUCGACCAGGGCAUCACCUCCACCAUCUUCACUACCAUGGCCAGUUCCACCUUCGGACAGCACAGCUCGCUCGCAGCCGUCAGUACCGCCAGUCAGAUCAUCCGGGCCAUCAGCAAGCCUUUCAUCGGCAAGCUGGCGGACAUCACCUCGCGUCCCACUACCUACGUCGUCGUCCUCGUCUUCUACAUCGUUGGCUUUGCCGUCGCCGCCAGCUCGAGCACCUUUGCAGCCUACACGGUGGGCAUCUGCUUCACCUCGGUCGGCAAAUCCGGGCUCGACCUGUUGAGCGACAUCAUCGUCGGGGACUUGACACCGCUGCAGUGGCGAGGUUUCUUCGGUGCCGCCCUGUCGAUCCCCUUUAUCAUUACCGUACCCGUCAACGGCUUUAUCGCCGAGGCCUUCGUCGACAACUGGCGAUGGGGCUUGGGCAUGUUUGCCAUUAUCGUGCCCGUCAUGCUUAUACCAGCCAUCUUCACCCUGUAUUCGAUGCAGCGGCGAGGAGAAAAGAUGGGCAUGGUCACCAUGGCCGCUUCGAAGCGCCUGAGGACCGGGGUUGUGGGUGACUCUGAGGAGCCUACUAAAUCAAAGGGGUUCGCCUACUGGAUAAAGCUCCUUCGCGAGGGCCUGAUCGACAUCGACAUCCUCGGACUCAUUAUCCUCGGAGCAUCCUUUUCACUCAUCUUGCUGCCCUUCACCCUUGCAAAGGACGCCAAUGGCGGUUGGGCCAACGCAGGCAUAGUUGUCAUGCUCGUCAUCGGCUUCGUCCUGCUCAUUGCCUUUGUUCUCUUCGAGAUGUACCUCGCCCCGAAGCCGCUCAUGACAAAGCGCAUCCUCAAGAACCGCACCUUCCUCGCCGCGGUCACCAUCUACACCUUCAACCAGACGGCCUCGGCAGUCCGCAACACGUACUUCUCCUCGUACAUCUACAUCAUCAAAGACUGGUCGACGUACAACUGGACCAUAUUCUUGGGUAUCACAACCAUGGGACUCAGUAUCAUGGGGCCCAUUGUCGGCCUCAUCCAGAGGCGCACACACCGAUACAAGUCCCUGAUGGUCUUUGGCGCUGUGGCGAGAUUGAUUGGCUACGGCCUGCUGGUCCAAAGCAACGGCAGCAUGGUACAAGACACUGCGCGCCUGGUCGCCGCCCAGUUAAUCUUCUGCCUGGGCUCCUUCAACGUCGUCGGCGCCCGCGUGGGCAGCCAGGCCUCGGUGCCGCAUGAGGACAUGGCCUCGAUCAUCGCUCUUCUCUCGCUGUGGUCUACCUUGGGGUCGUCCAUCGGCAGUGCCGUCUCGUCGGCCAUCUGGACGAAUGAGAUGCUCAAUCGCAUGCACAUGGAGAUGACCGGGGUCGAUGAGGCGACCAUCUUGAAGCUCUACGGAAACAUAAAAAAGCUACGCACAAGCUACAGCUUCGAUAAUCCCGCCAGGCAGGGUGCCAUCCGUGCGUAUGCCUAUGUUAACGGCCACAUCGCUAUUACCGCCCUUCUCCUGGCUUCUGUGUCGUUGCUUGCCACCUUCUUCAUGCCCGACUUUUACCUGGGCAGGCAGCAGAACGCCGUCACGAACACGGGUCUCGAUGGUGAGAGGGUCGAUGUGCCGCAACGACAGUCUGGGAAGCAGGGGGGACUUGCCCAUGUCAAAGAGGAGUCGAAGCCGUUCUAUCGCCGGUGGCUUGCUGCUUACCACAAGGACGUAUAG